CUUUGCAGUGUCUCCUGUGAGUACUCACCUGGUGACUUGGUCUGGGCCAAGAUGGAAGGUUACCCUUGGUGGCCCUGUCUCAUAUACAACCACCCGACUGAAAGAACAAUUGUCAGAGGAAGAGGGAAAUCCGUUCGUGUCCACGUGCAGUUCUUUGAUGACAGCCCUACAAGGGGCUGGGUCAGUAUUAAGUAUUUGAGGCCAUAUAAAGGUUCCUCAGAUGGGGAGACAAUGAAGGGAGGUAUCUUUUACAGUACAAAGCCUGAAAUUAAAAGAGCAAUGGUGCUAGCGGAUGAUGCCAUGAGUAAAGAUACAGCUGAGCGCCUUGAGCUGGCAGUGUGCUGUGAACCAUCAGAUACUGAGGAGGAAGAAGCAGAGCAGAUGAGUGAAAGUGCAUCAGGCGACAGCGAUGACUGCAAUAGUGAGGAGGAUGUGAAGAGUAAUAAGAGAGUAAUGCGCAGGGAGAGUUCUGUAAAAGCAAAAAGAAGAAGAGUGGUGGAUUCUGACAGUGAUCGUGAUGGUUCUGAUGUAGAGUUCAAGCCUGACGUGAAGGAAGCAGGAAGCAGUGAGGAAGAAGCUAGUAGUGGGGUGGAUGAACAUGAAUCUGCUGAUGCAGAGACAGACGCAGAGAGUGUUGAAGAAAGUCCCAUAAAAGUCCCUACUAAACGGAAGAGACAAGAGAGAAGCAAGCCUGCUAAAAGGAGUAGCCUAGAAAAUAAUCAUUCUGAAGCAUCCAAAAGACCAGUAACCGUUUCUCUAGAAGCUAAGUCUAAGCUGAUAGCAUUUACAGCACCUGAAAGUUUUGAAUCUCAAGCAAACGCUUCCAGUGGAUGCACAGGUGGGUUUGCAGUAUGGGAGCAUGAAAAGCUGGAUUGGUUGCAGGCGGGGAAGAAGAAAGAUGCACACAGGAGACGGCAGGGUGACCCUGAUUAUGACCCGUGUACCCUCUAUGUACCCGAGGACUAUCUCAACAAGUGUACACCAGGAAUGCGGAGGUGGUGGCAGCUGAAAAGUCAAAACUUCGAUGCUGUGAUAUGCUACAAAGUUGGAAAAUUCUAUGAGUUGUAUCAUAUGGAUGCAGUCACUGGGGUAAAUGAGUUGGGCCUGAUCUUCAUGAAAGGUACUUGGGCUCAUUCAGGUUUUCCAGAAACUGCAUUUGGCAGAUUCUCUGAUGUUCUAGUGCAGAAAGGCUACAAGGUUGCCCGUAUUGAGCAAACAGAAACUCCUGAAAUGAUGGAAAUGCGCUGCAAGGCAAUGGCCCACCCAACAAAAUUUGACAAGGUUGUGCGCAGAGAAAUAUGCAGGAUCAUCACCAAAGGCACUCAGACCUACAGCGUUCUGGAUUCUGAUCCCUCUGAGAACCACAACAAAUACCUUCUGUGUGUUAAGGAAAAAGAAGACUUCUCUGGACAGCGUGUUUAUGGGGUUUGCUUUGUUGACACAUCGGUGGGGAAGUUUUAUGUAGGCCAGUUCUCAGAUGAUCGGCAUUGUUCAAGGUUCAGGACUUUAGUAGCACAUUACACUCCUGUGCAGGUGCUGUAUGAAAAGGGCAACCUGUCUGCGGACACUCAGAAGAUACUGAAGAGCUCACUUGUUUCUUGUAUUCAGGAAGGGCUUAUCUCUGGUUCCCAGUUCUGGAAUGCAUCUAAAACACUGAAAGUCCUUCUUGAAGAAGGUUAUUUCAAAGAGACACAGAACUCUGAAGAUGGAUGUUCUCUGCCCCCUGUAAUCAAAUCUCUGACUUCGGAGAAUGACUCGCUGGGAUUAACUCCUGGUGAAAACAGUGAAUUAGCUUUAUCAGCUCUUGGGGGAUGUGUUUUCUAUCUCAAAAAAUGCCUGAUCGAUCAGGAGCUCUUAUCCCUGGCAAACUUCGAAGAGUAUGUCCCUGUGGAUAUCGCUACUGCAAAAACUGUGAGCUCAAGUAGCUUCUUUGCGAAAACUGACCAGCGGAUGGUGCUGGAUGGAGUGACCCUGAUGAACUUGGAAGUCCUGCAGAAUGGAACCAAUGGCACCAUGGAAGGUACCUUGUUGGAAAGGAUUGAUUCUUGUUGUACCCCAUUUGGGAAGCGACUCCUGAAACAGUGGCUCUGUGCUCCGCUUUGUAAUCCCAAGUCCAUCAAUGAUCGUUUAGAUGCUGUUGAGGAUCUUCUGGCAGUGCCACAUAAAAUGUCUGAAGUUUGUGAGCACCUGAAGAAACUUCCUGACCUUGAAAGGCUGCUCAGCAAAAUUCACAGUAUUGGAUCACCACUUAAAAGUCAGAACCACCCAGACAGCAGGGCCGUCUUUUACGAAGAAGUCAAAUACAGCAAAAAAAAAAUUGCUGACUUUUUGUCUGCGCUGGAGGGGUUUAAAGUAAUGAAUGAAAUUGUUGAUGCAAUGGAAGAAAGUGCCGGUGACUUCAAAUCUAAGGUCCUCAAGCAGCUAGUCACCCGCAAAGCGAAAAAUCCAGAUGGCCGCUUCCCAGACUUGAGUGCAGAGCUUAAAAGGUGGGAUACUGCUUUUGACCAUAACCAGGCUCGAAAGACAGGAGUGAUUACUCCCAAGGCAGGCUUUGAUCCCGAUUAUGAUAAAGCACUACAGGAUAUCAAAGCUGUUGAGGAAGAUCUUAACAACUACUUGGCUCAGCAACGCAAACUGCUUGGGCUCAAAUCUGUUCUGUACUGGGGGGUAGGCAAAAACCGGUACCAAAUGGAAAUACCAGAAAGCGUAGUGUCACGUAAGUUGCCUGAGGAGUACGAGUUGAAGUCAAGCAGGAAGGGGUAUAAGCGCUACUGGACCAAGGAGAUCGAGAAGAUGCUGGCUGCGAUGAUCAAUGCCGAGGAGCGCAGGGACGCAGCGCUGAAGGACUGCAUGAGGCGUUUGUUUUACAACUUUGAUAAGAACAGCAAGGACUGGCAGACAGCUGUGGAAUGCAUUGCUGUGUUAGAUGUCUUGAUGUCCCUUGCUAACUACAGUCAAGAUGGUGAUGGACCACUGUGCAGACCUGUAAUUCUACUGCCUGUGGAUAGUGCUCCUCCCUUCCUGGAACUUAAAAAUUCACGCCAUCCAUGCAUUACAAAAACUUUCUUUGGGGAUGAUUUUAUUCCUAAUGACAUUGUGAUAGGCAGCAAAGAUGAAGACAGCAGUACCAAAGCUUCCUGUGUGUUAGUAACUGGCCCAAAUAUGGGUGGCAAAUCUACGCUCAUGAGACAGGCUGGUCUCCUGGUUAUAAUGGCCCAACUGGGAUGUUACGUACCUGCUGAAGUCUGCAGGCUGACACCGAUUGACAGAGUCUUUACGAGGCUUGGGGCCUCAGACAGAAUUAUGUCGGGUGAAAGUACCUUCUUUGUUGAAUUGAGUGAGACUUCCAGCAUUCUCCAGCAUGCAACAGAGCACUCCCUUGUUCUUGUGGAUGAACUGGGCAGAGGCACAGCUACCUUUGAUGGCACAGCUAUAGCCAGUGCAGUGGUGAAAGAACUGGCAGAGAAAAUCCAGUGCCGGACACUGUUCUCCACCCAUUACCACUCACUGGUGGAGGAUUAUUCCCACAACGCGGCUGUGCGGCUGGGGCAUAUGGCAUGUAUGGUUGAAAAUGAGAGUGAAGAUCCAAGCCAGGAAACAAUUACUUUCCUGUAUAAGUUCAUUGAAGGAGCCUGUCCAAAGAGCUAUGGCUUCAAUGCAGCAAGACUUGCUAAUAUUCCAGAGGAGGUUAUUCAGAAGGGGCACAGAAAAGCAAAAGAGUUUGAAAAAAUUAACAUUUCACUGAGAGUAUUUAGGUACCUGUGCCUGGUGGUGGAUGGUGCAACACGUGAUGCAAAUGCUGUUCAGAAACUUACCACUAUGAUAAAUCAUCUUUAA
Messenger RNA from Chaetura pelagica (chimney swift), 3837 nucleotides. RefSeq names its product mutS homolog 6 (gene MSH6). Gene Ontology annotation, molecular function: mismatched DNA binding; ATP binding; ATP-dependent DNA damage sensor activity. The transcript is spliced from 9 exons. Gene Ontology annotation, biological process: mismatch repair. Lineage: Eukaryota; Metazoa; Chordata; Aves; Apodiformes; Apodidae. The record is from RefSeq and is a predicted model, not a curated record. Bases 52 to 3837 code for a protein of 1261 amino acids. Gene Ontology annotation, cellular component: nucleus; MutSalpha complex.